Molecule: messenger RNA, 2431 nt
Organism: Heteronotia binoei (common prickly gecko)
Lineage: Eukaryota; Metazoa; Chordata; Lepidosauria; Squamata; Gekkonidae
Gene: TRIM29
Product: tripartite motif containing 29
Molecular function (GO): zinc ion binding
Source: RefSeq, a predicted model, not a curated record
GGUUUCAGUGGCAGCUGUUGCUGCAGUGUUUGUUUAAUGGUGUCUCACUGCUUCAGGUAGCCGGCUCCAGGUUGACUCAGCCUUCCAGCCUUCCGAGGCUCUGCCCAUUCAGGUGUCUCCUUUCUCCUCCCCAGCUUGCGGGCGUGGCAUUUAGGCAAACUUUUUCCUGUAUUCCUCUUGCAUUUCUCGCCGGGGCAAGAGCCAGCAGCAAAGUUGCUUGCUUUGCAGAAGACAGCCGACUAGGUAGGCCCCGAAUCUGAUCUCUUCUUGUGAGGCAGCUAGCUUGGGUGGGCAGGGAAAAACCCCUCCCCCUUCAGAACAAACCGUGGAGACAAAAGCUGUGUGAUGGAGACCGCGCGAGCCAACGGGACCGCAGGGAAGCCGGAGGACCCCAAGACCUCGGUCUCCCCUAAGAAAGAAGCUGAGGAAGCGAAGAAGUCCACCAGUCCCAUCAGAGGGGAAAAAGAGGGCAUGAAGAAUAACUCCGCCAGCCCCUCGCUGGAGACAGGUCAGAUCAAAAAUUCUAUUUACUCUGGGGGUGAGUGGAAGCGGCCCAUCAUCCAGUUUGUCGAAUCAGCCGAUGAGAAGAGGUCAACCUACUACAAUGUGGAUCCUGGGGAGGCCAAGAAGCCCAUGUACCCCACUGUUCAGCUAGGAGAAGCUAGGAGGCCCCAGGUUUCCUUCCCAGAGAGGGGGGACUUGAGGAAGCCCAUGUUUACGGUAGAGACGAAGAAGCCCUUUGCCAGUGAAGGGGAUGCCAAAAAGCCGCUGUUCUCCAGCGGGCAGAUUGCGGAUCUCAGGAAGCCCACUAUCUCCAUCUCUCUUACAGAACCCGGAGAGACCAAGAGAGCCAACCUCCUUAGGGCCAACAGAGGGUCUAGUUCAAGGCCCCGCUUAAACCUGGAAGAGGUCCUCUGCGACUCCUGCAUUGACAACAAGCAGAAGGCCGUGAAGUCCUGCCUGGUGUGUCAGGCAAGCUUCUGCGAGCUCCACCUGAAGCCCCACUUAGAAGGGGCCGCCUUCCGAGACCACCAGCUCCUGGACCCCAUCAAGGACUUUGAAGCCAGGAAAUGCCCCAUCCAUGGCAAGACCAUGGAGCUCUUCUGUCAGACGGACCAGGUCUGCAUCUGUUACCUCUGCAUGUUCCAGGAGCACAAGAACCACACCACGGUGACGGUGGAGAUCGAGAAGUCCGGCAAAGAGACCGAGCUCGCCCUGCAAAAAGAACAGCUGCAGCUCAAGAUCAUAGAGAUUGAAGACGAGGUGGAUAAGUGGCACAAAGAGCGGGACCGCAUCAAGAACUUCACCACCAAUGAGAAAGCCACUGUGGACCAGCAUUUCAAAGAGCUGAUUCGUGACCUGGAGAAACAGCGAGAUGAAGUCAAGGCUGGCCUGGACCACAGGGAGAAGAUAGCUGUGGAGAACAUCAAGGAGAUCGUGGAAGAGCUGGAGGACAGGGCCAAACUGCUGCAAGAGGACAAGGAGACGAGGGACCAGAUCAGCAUGAUCAGUGAUUCGGUGCUCUUCCUGCAGGAAUUUGGAGCGAUGAUGAGGAGCUACACCAUCCCGCCGUCUCUGCCCACUUACAGCAUCCUUUUAGAAGGAGAGAACAUGAGCCCUUCCAUGGGGCUGCUUAGGGAUGACCUCCUGAAUGUCUGCUUGAGGCAUGUGGAGAAGAUCUGCAAAGCUGACCUCAGUAGGAACUUCAUUGAGAGGAACCAUAUGGAGAACGGGGAUCACCGUUUCAUGAUGAACAACUACUCCGAUUGGAACCAGCCAGACAGCUUGAAGAGGUUUUCCAUGUUCUUGACUCCAAAAGGAGGCAAUUACAACACCCGGGCCUGGGAGUAUUCGACCGUCCAGACGGCUGAGGAGACGAUCAGCGGGGACUCGGCCUUCUCGUUGAAAGUGGCCAAUGGGACCAAGAUGCCUUAUCAGUUCCCCCAAUUGGCCAGAGUUUCACCUGGUGAUUUCAGCAAGCAGUCCGAUGGGAGCCUCUAUAAGAAUGCUUACCCUUCCAUAGUGAGGCACCAGACUGCUAAGGCUCAGCCGCAAACGUGGAAGUCCUCCAAGCAGAGCAUGCUGUCUCACUACCGGCCGUUCUAUGUCAACAAAGGCAACGGAGUGACUUCCAAUGAAGCCCCUUGAUCCACUGUGCAGAAGAGGAGCCGGUCGCUCUGUAGGGGGCGAGCAGCAGAGAAUGUUGACGGAUGCUCCCGACACUGUAUUAAGCUUGCUGUUCUAAUCUCUUUUUUUUUUGGGGGGGGGGGGGUGAUGGGGAGGGGAAGGAUGAAAGGUUCUGGCCCAUUCCAGAGGAGCAUCCUCCAAAUCUGUUCCCCUUGGGCACUAACAUGGCUGCUCUUUGUAUCCCCAGUUCUGCAAUGGCCGCCAAGAGCUUGUGGGAGUCCCAAAAGUUCCUUCUAGAGCCUCC